Nicrophorus vespilloides is the source of this 1979-nucleotide messenger RNA. RefSeq names its product neuropeptides capa receptor-like (gene CAPAr). Gene Ontology annotation, molecular function: neuromedin U receptor activity. Bases 413 to 1819 code for a protein of 468 amino acids. The record is from RefSeq and is a predicted model, not a curated record. Gene Ontology annotation, biological process: neuropeptide signaling pathway. NCBI's taxonomy places the organism in Eukaryota, Metazoa, Arthropoda, Insecta, Coleoptera, Silphidae. The transcript is spliced from 5 exons. Gene Ontology annotation, cellular component: plasma membrane.
AUUUUUUUAUUUAUACUUUAUGAUAAAAAGUAUAUUAAUAAUAAAUCAAGAGAGUAAAGAUUGAUUUGAAUCUUGUAAUGAGGAAAAGGAUUGUAUGGGGGCAAACAUUAUUUACAAUGGGAAGUGUUCCAGUAUACACAUAACAAAUAUCGAUGCGCGGGGAGGAUGGAGGAUUGCCGGCGCCUGGAGUCAACCUUGAAAGUCUGCUUUAGCAAAAUGGGGGAGAGAUUUAUUGUUUUGGCCUUAGCGUAGCGUCGUUCGUUGGGGAAGGAAUCUGCAAAGUGGGUCAGCUGGUUUUUGGAUGCGGAAGGAGUGGAGCCGUCUCCGGCGGGGGCGAAGUGCCAACAAAAGCGAUGAAACGAUCGCAGAAGGAAUGGACUAAAUCCUGAACAUCUGCACCACUGCAACCGACAUGAUCCGUCAGCCGACGACUUUGGCCGUCUUCGUCCUUUGCACGUUCACCAGCCUCCUCACAUCCUCCACCCACUCCAUAUACAUGGACGAAGAGGAUCACGACGUCCAACAAAUAAUCACGCCACUCAAUCUGUCCAUCGACUACGAUGAAUUCAACGAGACGACGACGAUGAUCAGCGAAUGGGAGCUGCUGAUCAAAGAGAGAGGACCGAAGCAGCUUCCGCUCGACGUCGCCAUCCCUUUCACCAUCCUCAACGUCCUCCUCUUCAUCUCCGGUCUUCUGGGCAACAUCGCCGUCUGCAUCGUCAUCAAGAGACAUUCCAACAUGCACACCGCUACCAACUACUAUCUCUUCAGUCUGGCCGUCUCCGAUCUCACCCUGCUCGUCUUCGGUGUUCCUAAUGACGUCGCCGUUUACUGGCAUCAGUACCCUUGGGCUUUGGGAGAAUUCUGCUGUAAGCUGAGAGCACUCCUUUCCGAAAUCGCGACGUCAAUUUGCAGGGCUUCUUACGUUUCGGUGCUGACGAUCGUAGCCUUCUCCACCGAACGAUACCUGUCCAUAUGUUAUCCUCUGUAUCUGUACACGAUGUCGGGACUGCAGAGGGCGAAACGGAUCAUCUUCUGCUUGUGGUUGGUGUCUUUCGUGUUCGCCUUGCCCUUCGCCAUCUUCACCAACAUCCACUACAUAGAGUAUCCGAUAGGAAGCGGGAUCCAUCUGGAGGAGAGCGGCGUCUGCGCGAUGCUUCAUCAACCGGAGUACCUUCCUCUAGCCGAGCUCAGCACGCUCAUCUUCUUCGUCAUUCCGCUGCUGGUGAUGCUCUACCAAUACACGAGGAUGGGCAUGAAGAUCUCCAACAGAUCGCAUCUGGCUUUGGGACAGAAUUCGACCGUUCAUCGGGACAGCAGACGAUCGCACACCAAUCAAACGGUCAUCUGGAUGUUAGCGGCCGUCGUCUUUUGCUUCUUCCUCUGUUGGGCUCCGUUCCACGCGCAACGCUUGAUCUACAUGUACGCAAAUCAAUCGCCCUACUUCUACAAGCUGAACGAGUGGAUGUUCUACAUCACCGGAAUCCUUUACUACCUAUCUUCUACGCUCAAUCCCAUCCUGUACAACGUUAUGUCCAACAAGUACAGAACCGCAUUCAGGGAGAUCCUCUGCGGAGCGAAACGUACAAACGGCAGCACGCUAGUAAGGAACUCGACGAUGCGCGAAACCACCAGGUUUCCGUCGCACUCAAAUUCCGAGCGAACGGACACCAGGUGCGCACAAAACGAAGAAGAGAGCAUGUACCUGGUUCACCAACAGAAGGAGGUGAUACGCGUCUCAAGUCCGAAAGGAAAAACCAGCCUCCUCUACGAGCUCAACUACUGCGACCUAAAACCCAACAGCGAGACGUGCAUCUGAUCAGUCUUAUCCACACGGCGUUCAUUAUUACCAAUAAGUUGAUGAGAUAUUGAUUGUUUGUUUGCAUUAUUAUUUUUUUAUGUGUAUAUAUUAUAUAACACUAUGUGAUACUUUAUUUACAAAUAAACAUUGCGUUUUCGAAACUCCAAUAAACGUUCAU